CUGCGCGGUCUCCGGGAGACCAGAGGGGCCGGCACCGGCGCGCACGAGGGACUGCCAUUCCGCUCCCCCCUGGGCGCCCACCGGCCAACUGCCACCACGCCAUCCCCCCCCCCCCCCGGACACCCCCGCAGGACCCAGGACGCGGACACCUCCACCUUGGCCUUUCCACUCCUUCAGGCUGCCCUGCCAGCAGUCCUCCUAGGAGCUCUCGUCCUCAACUUGGCCUCUUGGAUUUCCUCUGCCAGGGUCGUGACUAGUGGAUAUUACCGCCGGCUGCUGCGGCCCCAGUGCCUUUUGUCUUUUCUGUUUGAACUCCGGGCAGGCCGAGUGCCAAGCAUCGCCUAGGACGCCCGGCGGGAGGCGGGAUUGCGGAGGCAGCCUUCCGCGAAGUGCAUGUGUUUUUGCAAACCGCCCUGAACGUUGGCUGUCGGGAGACAGCGAGGACUAGCCCCUGCCGCCGAGGAGCCGCGCUGGUCUCCGGGAGCAGCUCCCCGCGCCCCCUGGCUGUGCGCCCGCCUGUGCGCCCCAGCGCGCCAUGCCCAGUGGCCCUGCACGCACGGUUCCUGGCCCACGGGGCUCCUGCGCCUUCUAGCUCCAGGGAGCCCACUUUCAUCAAGGACAGCGUUCCUAUUGAGCCUCCCUCUUCUGCCUCGGAGCCUCCCCGCCGGAAUCGGAUUCGCAGAGGAGGUGGUGGAACCCGAGCAGGCCCAUUCCCCGCGCCACGGGCUCUUGCAUCUUCGCGGCUAUUGAGAGCCCAGUUCUUUCCCACCAAGUUGGACUUGGCGACUCGUGAUCUCCUCCCGGCUUCUCCGGGGUCUUCGAACAGCCUCAGCCAGACCGAUUCAUCUUCAGGACCUAAAGUUCUUCAAGGAGCGCCCGCCCCGCUGGAGUAGGGUGGAGGGGAGGUGGGAGGCGGGUACCUGUGUCAAGCUCUUCUACCUUGAAUAUUAGAACUGUUACGUCCGCCUUAUUUCGUGCACAUCGACCCCGACACUCUGGGCUGCUAGCCCUGCACCAGACCCUGGGCCUCAGCCCCAGCGCGUUGGGCGCCCAGCAGCGUGCGGUAGAGGAACCACCGGCACUGGCGAGCGAGGAGGCGGCGGCGGGGGAAGAUGCGCGGCGGCGGCUGGCAGACGCUGUCCCUGGCUCUGGGCUUGGCGCUGGCGAUCCUGAACGAGGUGGCGUCUCAGGCGUGUCCGGCGCAGUGCUCCUGCUCGGGCAGCACGGUGGACUGUCACGGACUGGCGCUGCGCAGGGGGCCCAGGAACAUCCCCCGCAACACCGAGAGCUGUGAGGAUUUGAAUGGAAAUAACAUCACACGGAUUACCAAAAUGGAUUUUGCCGGCCUUAGACAUCUAAGAGUUCUUCAGCUCAUGGAGAACAAGAUCAGCACCAUUGAAAGAGGAGCAUUCCAGGAUCUUAAAGAACUGGAGAGACUGCGUUUAAACAGAAAUCACCUUCAGCUGUUUCCUGAGUUGCUGUUUCUUGGGACUUCGAAGCUCUACAGGCUAGACCUCAGUGAAAACCAAAUUCAGGCAAUUCCAAGGAAGGCUUUCCGUGGAGCAGUAGACAUUAAAAAUUUGCAACUGGAUUACAACCAGAUCAGCUGUAUCGAAGAUGGGGCGUUCAGGGCUCUCCGGGACCUGGAAGUGCUCACUCUCAACAAUAACAACAUUACCAGACUUUCUGUGGCGAGUUUCAACCACAUGCCUAAGCUUAGGACUUUUCGACUGCAUUCCAACAACCUGUACUGUGACUGCCACCUGGCCUGGCUCUCGGACUGGCUGCGGCAGAGGCCUCGCGUGGGCCUCUACACUCAGUGCAUGGGCCCCUCCCACCUGAGGGGCCAUAAUGUAGCCGAGGUUCAGAAGCGAGAAUUUGUGUGCAGUGGUCACCAGUCAUUUAUGGCUCCUUCUUGCAGCGUCCUGCACUGUCCAGCCGCUUGCACCUGUAGCAACAACAUCGUAGACUGCCGUGGGAAAGGUCUGGCGGAGAUCCCCACAAAUCUGCCUGAGACCAUCACAGAAAUACGUCUGGAACAGAACUCAAUCAAGGUCAUCCCUCCUGGAGCUUUCUCACCAUAUAAAAAGCUUAGAAGAAUCGACCUGAGCAAUAAUCAGAUCUCCGAACUAGCACCAGAUGCCUUCCAAGGACUGCGCUCCCUGAAUUCACUUGUUCUCUAUGGAAAUAAAAUCACAGAACUUCCAAAGGGUUUAUUUGAAGGAUUAUUUUCCUUACAGCUACUAUUAUUGAACGCCAACAAGAUAAACUUGCGGGUAGAUGCUUUCCAGGACCUGCACAACCUGAACCUUCUCUCCUUGUACGACAACAAGCUCCAGACCAUCGCCAAGGGGACCUUCUCACCUCUCCGGGCCAUUCAGACCAUGCAUUUGGCCCAAAACCCCUUUAUUUGUGACUGCCAUCUCAAGUGGCUCGCGGAUUAUCUCCACACCAACCCGAUCGAGACCAGUGGUGCCCGCUGCACCAGCCCCCGGCGUCUGGCAAACAAAAGAAUCGGACAGAUCAAAAGCAAGAAAUUCCGUUGUUCAGCUAAAGAGCAGUAUUUCAUUCCAGUACACAUCCCCCAGUACACAUCCCCCAGUACACAUCCCCCAGUACACAUUCUCCAGUACACUGCAGAACUGCGUCUCAAUAAUAAUGAAUUCACCGUAUUGGAAGCUACAGGAAUCUUCAAGAAACUUCCUCAGUUACGUAAAAUAAACUUUAGCAACAAUAAGAUUACAGACAUUGAAGAGGGAGCUUUCGAAGGAGCAUCUGGUGUAAAUGAAAUACUUCUCACUAGUAAUCGUUUGGAAAAUGUGCAGCAUAAGAUGUUCAAGGGAUUGGAAAGCCUCAAAACAUUGAUGUUGAGAAGUAAUCGCAUCAGCUGUGUGGGGAAUGACAGCUUCAUAGGGCUGAGUUCUGUGCGGCUGCUUUCCUUAUAUGAUAAUCAAAUUACUACGAUUGCACCAGGGGCCUUUGACACUCUCCAUUCCUUAUCUACUCUAAACCUCUUGGCCAAUCCUUUCAACUGUAACUGCUACCUGGCUUGGUUGGGAGAAUGGCUCCGGAAGAAAAGAAUUGUAACGGGCAACCCUCGCUGUCAGAAACCCUACUUCCUCAAGGAGAUCCCCAUCCAGGAUGUGGCCAUUCAAGACUUCACCUGCGAUGAUGGAAAUGAUGACAAUAGCUGUUCCCCACUGUCCCGCUGUCCCGCGGAGUGCACCUGCUUGGACACAGUGGUCCGAUGUAGCAACAAGGGCUUGAAGGGUUUGCCCAAAGGAAUCCCAAGAGAUGUCACUGAAUUAUACCUGGAUGGGAAUCAAUUCACAUUGGUUCCGAAGGAACUCUCUAACUACAAACAUUUAACACUUAUAGACUUAAGUAACAACCGAAUAAGCACCCUUUCUAACCAGAGCUUCAGCAACAUGACCCAGCUCCUCACCUUGAUUCUUAGUUAUAACCGUCUGAGAUGUAUCCCUCCGCGAACCUUCGAUGGAUUGAAGUCUCUUCGAUUACUUUCUUUACAUGGAAAUGACAUUUCUGUUGUGCCUGAAGGUGCUUUCAACGAUCUUUCUGCAUUAUCACACCUAGCAAUUGGAGCCAACCCUCUCUACUGUGACUGUAACAUGCAGUGGUUAUCCGAGUGGGUGAAGUCGGAAUAUAAAGAACCGGGUAUUGCCCGUUGCGCCGGACCUGGAGAAAUGGCGGAUAAACUGUUACUCACAACUCCGUCCAAAAAAUUCACAUGUCAAGGUCCUGUGGAUGUGACUAUUUUAGCUAAGUGUAAUCCUUGCUUAUCAAAUCCAUGCAAAAAUGAUGGCACCUGUAACAAUGAUCCAGUUGACUUUUAUCGCUGUACCUGUCCAUAUGGUUUCAAGGGGCAAGACUGCGAUGUCCCAAUUCAUGCAUGUAUCAGUAACCCAUGUAAACAUGGAGGAACUUGCCACUUAAAAGAAGGUGACAAAGAUGGAUUCUGGUGUAUUUGUGCUGAUGGAUUUGAAGGAGAACACUGUGAAAUCAAUAUUGAUGACUGUGAGGAUAAUGACUGUGAAAAUAAUUCUACUUGCGUUGAUGGGAUUAACAACUACACAUGCCUUUGCCCACCUGAGUACACAGGCGAGUUGUGUGAGGAGAAGCUGGACUUCUGUGCCCAGGACCUGAACCCCUGUCAGCACGACUCCAAGUGCAUCCUGACGCCAAAGGGAGUCAAAUGUGACUGCACCCCAGGCUACAUCGGCGAGCACUGUGACGUGGAUUUCGAUGACUGCCAGGAUCACAAGUGUAAAAACGGGGCCCACUGCACGGACGCAGUGAACGGCUAUACGUGCAUCUGCCCCGACGGUUACAGUGGCUUGUUCUGUGAAUUUUCUCCGCCCAUGGUCCUCCCUCGAACCAGCCCCUGUGACAAUUUUGAGUGUCAGAAUGGAGCUCAGUGCAUCAUCAGGAUAAAUGAGCCCAUAUGCCAGUGUUUGCCUGGCUACCAGGGGGAGAAGUGUGAGAAGCUGGUUAGUGUGAAUUUUGUAAACAAGGAGUCCUAUCUUCAAAUUCCUUCGGCCAAGGUUCAGCCUCAAACGAACAUCUCACUUCAGAUUGCUACCGAUGAAGACAGUGGGAUCCUCCUGUACAAGGGGGACAAGGACCACAUCGCUGUAGAGCUCUACCGGGGACGCGUGCGCGCCAGCUACGACACCGGCUCUCACCCGGCCUCUGCCAUUUACAGCGUGGAGACGAUCAAUGAUGGAAACUUCCACAUUGUGGAGCUACUUGCCCUGGACCAGAGUCUCUCCCUCUCCGUGGAUGGAGGGAGCCCCAAAAUCAUCACCAACUUGUCAAAGCAGUCCACUCUGAAUUUUGACUCCCCACUCUAUGUAGGAGGCAUGCCCGGGAAAAACAACAACGUGGCCGCUGCCCUGCGCCAGGCCCCCGGGCAGAAUGGCACCAGUUUCCACGGCUGCAUCCGCAACCUCUACAUCAACAGCGAGCUGCAGGACUUCCGCAAGGUGCCCAUGCAAACCGGCAUUCUGCCCGGCUGUGAGCCGUGCCACAAGAAGGUGUGCGCCCACGGCACGUGCCAGGCCAGCAGCCAGUCUGGCUUCACCUGCGAGUGUGAGGAAGGAUGGACCGGGCCCCUCUGUGACCAGAGGACCAAUGACCCCUGUCUUGGAAAUAAAUGCGUGCAUGGCACCUGCCUGCCCAUCAACGCCUUCUCCUACAGCUGUAAGUGCCUGGAGGGCCACGGGGGCGUCCUGUGUGACGAAGAGGAGGACCUGUUUAACCCCUGCCAGGCCAUCAGGUGUAAGCACGGGAAAUGCAGGCUGUCGGGCCUGGGGCAGCCCUACUGCGAGUGCAGCAGCGGAUACACCGGGGACAGCUGUGACCGAGAAGUCUCCUGCCAAGGGGAGCGGAUCCGAGAUUAUUACCAAAAACAGCAGGGCUACGCCGCUUGCCAGACAACCAAGAAGGUGUCCCGGCUGGAGUGCAGAGGCGGGUGCGCGGGGGGCCAGUGCUGCGGGCCCCUGCGGAGCAAGCGGCGGAAAUACUCCUUCGAAUGCACUGACGGCUCGUCCUUCGUGGAGGAGGUCGAGAAGGUGGUCAAGUGCGGCUGCAGCAGGUGCGCCUCCUAACCGCCUCCCGGGGCUGCUGUCUUGGCAGAUGCUGUCUCCUGCUUGGCCACGCUGGACUCGCGAAUGCUUCCUAGUGGAAAUAUUUGAAAUAUAUUGUAAGAUACAGAACAGACUUAUUUUUAUUAUGAGAAUAAAGACUUUUUUUUUCUGCAUUUGGAAGAGAAAAAAAAUAGAAGUGCGUGAACCACAGCUUCCCCGACGCCGGAGAAGUGGGAAGGGCGGUCACCCGGAGGCAUUGGAACAGCGAUGGGGACGAAGCACAUACCCAGGGAGCCAACCGCGAGCCUGAACUUGAACUUGGCCCGAGCACAGGCCCGUGAGCCCGCAUCUGAGUCACUGCGGCCCACGGGGACCAAGCACAUGUGUGAGUGAGGAUGCGAGGCGGAGGGAUGGAGCCCAGGAGUCGCAGAUAGGACACAUGGAUGAGAAAUAUUUUGUGCAAAAUUUAGAGGCCCCGGGAGACCUGGGUCCCACUCGUGAGAGACAGGAUGGGGGUGCUAACAUGUUACCGUGUUUUUAUACAGGUCGGCAUGCUAGCACAAGAAGCACACAAAAGUGUUUAUCGACCGUUUUCCAGUAUUAAUUUUUUUGUAAUAUAAACGAUAAAGGAGAUGAUAAAGAACCAAUAGAUUAUUGAUAAAUAAAUUAGUAAUAUGAUUUUUUUUGUUUCUAUGAGUUCUAAACAGCCCUAUACAGUAUUCCGUUUUCAUGAGAAAUAUUUAUUGUAUCAAAGUACAUUGUACUUAACAUGUUAGGCCAUCCUUUUGCUGUUUCUUGAUGCUUUAAUAUAUAUUAAUUUAUAAUUGUCCUGAUAUUUUUGUACAUUUUUUCAAACUUAAAAAUCAGGAUCUUUUUGGCAAUAGUACUAACAUAGGGUGAUAUCUGGGGGUAAAGAUGUGUUGGUCUGUUGUUUACUUGGACAUCUGACCACUGGUGUCACUGACCUACUGGCCUCACUCAGGACACCUGCGGAGCCUUGUAAAGUCUAUGAGUGAGACAGUCCUUGUACAGAAAGUGGCCGCUGCAACUGUCCUCACAGAACAGAGAAGGCACGUAGCAAUCGACACUAGGAAGUAGAUCUGUUACAAAUUAAUACAUCCUUGACCCUUUUGGCCCUUUUGGGGAGUGGAGUGGCAAAAGAAAAGGCUGUAAUGACAAGAACUGUGAUUUUUUCCCCCAAAAACAAUAAAGCUCCUUUAUGACCCUAAUGUUCCCAUGUUAACAUGUUUGCUGCUAAAUUAUAAUGUAGAAUUGAGAGUGAUUUAUAGUGGACUGUGCUCUUCCCUCCUCAGAAUCCCAGGGUACCCUGUAAAGAUGCAGAUGUUUCUUUCCAAAAGCUCUUUUUACAAAGACAAUUAGAUGUACAUGUAUCAUUCGGAUGUGCUCUGUCUUUCUCCAGACUAAUAUCAGUGACACUACUGAUGUUUGUAAAUUAAACAGAUAUUUACUGCAUUAAAA
Messenger RNA from Myotis lucifugus (little brown bat), 7085 nucleotides. RefSeq names its product slit guidance ligand 2 (gene SLIT2). Gene Ontology annotation, biological process: negative chemotaxis; negative regulation of cell growth; retinal ganglion cell axon guidance. The record is from RefSeq and is a predicted model, not a curated record. Gene Ontology annotation, molecular function: Roundabout binding; heparin binding; calcium ion binding. NCBI's taxonomy places the organism in Eukaryota, Metazoa, Chordata, Mammalia, Chiroptera, Vespertilionidae.